Molecule: messenger RNA, 855 nt
Organism: Engraulis encrasicolus (European anchovy)
Lineage: Eukaryota; Metazoa; Chordata; Actinopteri; Clupeiformes; Engraulidae
Exons: 1
Coding region: 232-855 (207 amino acids)
Source: RefSeq, a predicted model, not a curated record
UCUGCGCUCACUGGAAAAAGAGUCACUAGCCAAUCUCAAGGAGCCAGUCUCAAGGACCAGUCUCUGGGAUCCAAUAAAAAAGUUUUGGAGGCUAUUGAGAAUGGUGUUGCAACAACAAUAGCCUCAAUAACUCAGCCUUGCUGCUUUCUCAGCUUACCACCACCGAAUUCUGCUCCUUUGCAGACCAGCUCUGCACCACCGACUUCUGCUCAUCUGCCAGUGCAACAUUUAAUGAAGUCUGUAUGUGGACAUCACCCAAAAAUCCCAGGGGGGGAACAUCUUACUGCAGAUGGCUACCCAGAGGAACUAGUCAUAGAUGAAAAAGAGUUUCUGGAUCAGUCAUAUGAUUAUGAUUUCAGACACUUGACUGAUUCCUCUGCGUGUAAACGUGGUGGUGAGCCUUACAUGCGCCCCGCUGGCUGGUACCGUGUUGCCCUGAAGGUCCGGGGUAAAUUUGAAGAUGACGUCUGGCUGGGCGCACCAGGGUGGAGGAGAGAAUCCUCACAGGAUGAGUGGCCUGUGUGUUUUCAUGGAACCUCAUUUAAAGGAGCGGAAGGCAUCAUUGAGAACGGAUUCAAACCAGGCCCUCGUGAGUUAUUUGGAAGAGGAGUCUACUCCACCCCUGACAUCAACAUAGCUAACAGUUAUGCCACAGAGUUUGAAUCAAAAAAGGAUGGAAAGAGAUACAAGGUUCUACUGCAGAACAGGAUUAACGAUAAAAAGAGAGAAAAAUGUAAAAGAAAGGACUACUGGCUAAUUCCCAUUCCUAAGGGAACACCUGCAGAUAAGGAGCAGGACAUUAUACAUCAUUCAAUUCGUGCCUAUGGUGUAUUGUUCAAAGAGAUAAAAAAGUAA